This is a messenger RNA of Triticum dicoccoides, 1828 nucleotides long. Its product is annotated as putative F-box/FBD/LRR-repeat protein At5g56810. NCBI's taxonomy places the organism in Eukaryota, Viridiplantae, Streptophyta, Magnoliopsida, Poales, Poaceae. Bases 331 to 1575 code for a protein of 414 amino acids. The record is from RefSeq and is a predicted model, not a curated record. The transcript is spliced from 5 exons. Gene Ontology annotation, molecular function: protein binding.
AUCAACCUUCCGUCAGCGCAACUCGGCUGCCAUUUCCAGUAUCCACCCGCGCCGGCGCCGCGCUCCUCCCCGUCUUUGAAGAACACCUGCUCUCCCGCUCGAACUGCUCGUCUACUGGCGCCGCCGCCCUCUCGCUCCCGGACACGACGACCUCCGGCGGCACCGGAAGAAGACGGAAGACUCCGAGGGGAGUGGACGCCAGGGGCAGGGCCUGGCUGCGGGAGCCGGGAGACUACGGCCGGCCGCCGGUGCUGACUUGCGCCGGAGAUCAGUGCGCGCCUGCUCCUGGAUUCCAGGUUCGAGCUCAGGGCACGUCACCUGUUCGACGGAAUGCUCAACAAGACCGCGGCGAGCGGCAAGGGUCAAUUCGGUGACCUCACCGACGACCUCCUCCGGCACGUGCUGUCCUUUCUGCCUGCGGCUGAUGCUCUGCAGACUUGCGUGCUCGACACCCGGUGGCGCGACCUCUGGAGGCGCACCACCGACCUCCUCCUAGUCUUUGAUGAGACCAGUUUCCCGAGCUCCGGGCGUUUCAAACAGCUGGUGAAACUCUUCAUCCACCUCCGGGGAAACUCACCUCUCGACAAGUGCAAGAUCGUUGCCUGUGUUGAUGAUGAGGAGGGGUGCACAUACACAAACACCAUGCUGUUGAUCAAGUACGCUCUAAAGUGCCAAGUUAAGGAGCUCCUACUCAGUGUUGCUGUUGAAGAUGAUGACACUGUGUACGACCCAAUAAUACUUGAUGCGCCUCUCAUCUCCCAGCACUUGAAGCUCUUACACCUCGAACAGGUUAACCUGAAAUUCUCCGCUCUGAAUUUCUCGCGCUGCCCGGUAUUAGAGGAUCUAAAGAUGCAACGUUGCGGCAUUGAUGGACGCAGGAUAUCUUCCAAAUCACUAAAGCGUUUGUGCAUUUCCGACUUCUGUUACUUCCCUGAGGAUUUCCACGUUCGGAUAUUUGCCCCGGGUCUUAUCUCUUUGCAACUUGAUGGUUUUAAUGGCUUGACCCCUUCCCUUGAAUACAUGCCAUUUCUAGAAAUAGCUUAUGUUGGGCUUCGCGAUGAAUGCUAUGAUUUCUGUCGUAGUAACCGGCAGGAUUGUGAGUUUGAUGACUGUGGCUGUCAUGCUUAUCCCGUUGGCGAAGGUGUGCUUCUCCAUGGUUUGUCCAAUGCUGUGAAUUUGGAGUUGAUUGCUGAUCAUGGAUCUGAAAGGUUUAUCUACACAUGGGAUUUAAAAUGCUGCCCCAUAUUCGACAAACUGAAGACUCUAUUACUCAGUGAGUGGUUUACAACUGUUGACUUGGUGUGCAUUCUCCAACACUCUCCAAUUCUUGAGAUGCUCACUCUUCAGCUGGAUAACACUAAGAAACUCGUUAGAGCAACAGGAGCCCAAGAAAUGAUCGACCAAUCAUUUGUGUGCUUGCACCUUAAGGUUGUCAACAUUGAAUGUAGAAAGGUUGACGAGGGAGUUCGCAAAAUUUUGACGAUCUUGAGUACAUGUGGCAUACCUCGUGAGCAAAUUGGCAUCAAGGAGCAAUUACGUUACUCAGACCGUUUCAGUUUCCAGAAGCCUCUGUAGCCGCUGCUUCCAUCUACUGUGGCACUAGCUAGCUGCAGUUUCCACCAGUGACCGCAACUGAGAGCCGAUAUGCAAUGCGUGCUCGCGUGUGAUGUUGGUCUAAAGCCUUCUGUGGUUCUCUGAAUAAGAAUGUGAUGGUGGUCCUGUUGGCUGUUAUCGCCACAUUUAGUUUCUAGCUUUCUAUCUUUUGGUGAUGUGCUAGAAAAUGUUUUGUUGACUGUGUGGUGCAACUCAGCAAAAUGGUUUGCAGUUC